Molecule: messenger RNA, 437 nt
Organism: Strongylus vulgaris
Lineage: Eukaryota; Metazoa; Nematoda; Chromadorea; Rhabditida; Strongylidae
Source: the annotation of a GenBank genome assembly
AUGGUGGUCAACGAUGUGGUAAGAACGAGUACUGCACGAGCGAUAGGACCGGACACUGGUAUUGCGAGUGCAUGGCUGGAUUCGAGCGCAGCCCUUCGACAGGACAGUGCAGCUAUCCAGGCUCAUGUUCGCCCGACAAGCCUUACUCUUGCGAUGUUCGCAAACGAGAAAAAUGCCUUCCUCAUGGUGAUUUCUUCACUUGUCAAUGCGACAAGAACGAAAGACGACAUCCUCGGAUCCCGGAUUUCAGUGAAGAAUGAAUGUCUCACUGGCGAGAAUGACUGUGAUCGUUCCGCUCGUUGCAUUGACACCGAUGAUGGCUACCUAUGUGCUUGCCCUUCAGGAUUCAUUGACAGAUCGGCCGAUCCAGUGUCGAAACCAGGACGACUUUGUGUAGCAGAACAGAAUGAAUGUCUUGAUGGAACUCACAAGUAAGU